This is a messenger RNA of Cololabis saira (Pacific saury), 10092 nucleotides long. Its product is annotated as collagen alpha-6(VI) chain-like. The coding region runs from base 135 to 8408 and encodes 2757 amino acids. The transcript is spliced from 42 exons. Gene Ontology annotation, molecular function: serine-type endopeptidase inhibitor activity. The record is from RefSeq and is a predicted model, not a curated record. NCBI's taxonomy places the organism in Eukaryota, Metazoa, Chordata, Actinopteri, Beloniformes, Belonidae.
CUCGGCUGGCAGCAGCAAGAAGGACGGACGGACGGACGGACGUGGAGCUGCAUCUGAUCGUGGGAGUCCAGCUGUCGACCCGCUGAAGUGCUGCUGAGCCGGACGUGGAACCCGCGGCAGGAAGAAGUUCCAGCAUGGAGGGGGGGCGGAGCCUGCUGCUCUGCCUCGUCACGGCGGCGUGUUUCUACGGCAACGCCGCCCAGAGGACAGUUUGCACCCAGAAAGCCGUGGCCGACAUCGUCUUCCUGGUGGACGGCUCCUGGAGCAUCGGCAACGAGAACUUUGAGCAGAUCCGCCAGUUCCUGCACACGCUGGUCAACUCGUUCGACAUCGGGCCGGACCGCGUCCAGAUCGGCCUGGUGCAGUACAGCAACAGCCCGCGCACCGAGUUCCUGCUGCGCGAGUACGAGACCAAGCAGCACAUCCUGGACUACAUCACGGAGCUGGACUACAUGGGCGGCGGGACGCUGACGGGGCAGGGCCUGGACUUCCUGCUGAAGAACCACUUCACCGAGGCGGCCGGCAGCCGCCAAGGCAAGAGGGUUCCGCAGAUCGCCGUGGUGAUCACGGACGGGAAGUCGCAGGACAACGUGGAGGCCAACGCUGAGCGGCUGAAGAGGAAGGGCAUCAGCCUGUACGCCAUCGGCAUCAAGGACGCCGACGAGGACCAGCUAAAGGAGAUCGCCAGCCAGCCGCACGGCCAGCACGUCUACAGCGUGUCCGACUUCGCCGCCCUGCAGGGAAUCUCGCAGAGCAUCGUCCAGACGCUGUGCAGAACCGUGGAGGAGGCCAAGAGGAACAUCCUGAAGCUGUCUCAAGAAUGCGCCGUAGCGACCGUGGCCGACAUCGUCUUCCUGGUGGACGGCUCUUCCAGCAUCGGCAUCGAGAACUUCCAGGAAGUCCGGCGUUUCCUCCGCAGCGUCAUCUCCGGCCUCGACAUCGGCGAGGACAAAGUCCGUAUCGGCCUGGCUCAGUACAGCAACGACCCGCACAAGGAGUUCCUGCUCAACGAGCACCUGGACGCCCAGUCGCUGCUGGCCGAGGUCGACCGGUUCCCCUACCGGACCGGCGGCACCGAGACGGGCAAGGCCAUGAAAUUCCUGUCCAAAGAGUUCUUCACCGCGGCGGCGGGGAGCCGGAUCGAUCAGCGCGUGCCCCAGAUCGCCGUGGUGAUCACCGACGGAGACUCCGCGGACGACGUCCUGGCGCCGGCACAGGAGCUGCGCAGCAGGGGCGUCAUCGUGUUCGGCAUCGGGGUCGGUCAGGCCAACCUGAAGGAGCUGGAGUCCAUCGCUAACCGGCCGCCGCAGCGCUUCCUGUUCACCAUCGACAGCUACCAGGCCCUGAAGAGGCUGUCGGUCGGCCUGCUGCAGACGGUCUGCGUCUCCAUGGAGGACCAGCGGCAAGCUCUGCGACAGAGGUUUGCCGACAUCUUCUUCCUGGUGGACAGCGGCAUCACGCAGGAGAAGUUCCAGCAGGUCCGGAACCUCCUGUUCCGCCUGGUGAACCAGAUGGACUUCAGCGCCGGCGGCUACCGCCUGGGCCUGGCCCAGUACGGGGACGACGUCAAGGUGGACUUCCUCCUCAACGAGCACGAGGGCAAAGAGCAGCUCCUGGCCGCCAUACGGCGCUUCCGCUACCGCGCGGUCCUGCCGGGGGAGCCGCGCUACCUGGGCGCGGCGCUGCGCUACGCCAGCAGGAACUUCUUCUCCGCGGCGGCGGGCGGCCGGGCGGACCAGGGAUUCCGCCAGUUCCUGGUGGUGCUGGGCGGGAAGGACUCGGACGACGGCGUGUACCGCGAGGCGCGGGAGAUCAGGAAGGCCGGCGUGACCGUGGUGGGGAUGAGUCUGGGCAUGUCCAUGAACGAGGUGCGACUGGUAUCCAGCGCCGGGCAGGACUACGACAUCCCCGUCAUCACCGCGGCACCGAUACUGAAGAUGGUGUUUGAAACCGAACAAGGGGGGAGCAACGUGACGCAAGACUGCAAAGCUGCCAAACUGGCCGACAUCGUGUUCGUGGUGGACGAGUCCGGCAGCAUCGGCGUGGCGAACUUCCAGCUGGUCCGGACCUUCCUGCACUCCAUCGUGAGCGGGCUGGAGGUGGGGCCGACCCGGGUCCGGGUGGGCAUCGUGAUGUACAGCAGCGUCCCGACGGCGCAGGUCUACCUGAACACCUUCACCCGCAAGGACGAGCUGCUGAACUUCAUCAAGAUCCUGCCGUACCGCGGCGGCCAGACCUACACGGGGGCCGCGCUCAAGUUCACCCGCGAGCAGCUGUUCGCCAAGGAGCGCGGCUGCCGCCGGGACAAGAACGUCCAGCAGGUGGCGGUGGUGAUCACCGACGGGGAGUCCCAGGACAACGUGACCAACGAGGCGGCCGCGCUGCGCCGCGCCGGCGUCAGCGUCUACGCGCUGGGGGUGCAGAACGCCAACCAGGCGGAGCUGGUCCAGAUCGCCUCCCACCCGCCCAGGAGACACGUGUUCGUCGUGAACAGCUUCGCCGAGCUGAAGUCGGUGGAGCAGAGUCUGAAGGACACCAUGUGCACCAACAUCAUCCGCCAGGCGGUGUCGGUCAGCACCCGCAGGACCGGCAUCAAGCAAGGAUGCCGGCAAACGGACGAAGCCGACAUCUUCUUCCUCAUCGACCACUCGGGGAGCAUCUACCCCACCGACUUCAAGGACAUGAAGAACUUCAUCAACGAGUUUCUCGACACUUUCCGCAUCGGGCCGCAACACGUCCGCAUCGGAGUGGCCAAGUACGCCGACGCGCCCAACCUGGAGUUCGAUCUGACGGCCCACUCGGACGGGGCGUCGGUGCGGCGAGCCGUGGAGGAGAUCCGGCAGGUGGGCGGGGGGACGGAGACCGGCCGGGCGCUGGCCUUCAUGGGGCCGUACUUCCAGAGGGCACAGAUCACGCGGGGCGAGCAGGUCCCGGAGUACCUGGUGGUGAUCACCGACGGAAAGUCCUCCGACGACGUCACGGGCGCGGCGGCGCAGCUGAGGGCGCAGGGCAUCACCGUCUACGCCAUCGGGGUGAAGAACGCCGACAAGGACGAGCUGAACGCCAUCUCCGGCAACCGCAAGAGGACCUUCUUCGUCAACAACUUCGACGCGCUGAAACCCAUCAAGGACGAGAUCAUCACGGACAUCUGCUCUGCCGAAGUCUGCAAGGACGUCCCGGGCGACGUGGUGUUCCUGGUGGACAGCUCGGGCAGCAUCCACCCAGACGACUACAACACCAUGAAGACCUUCAUCAAAGACCUCAUCGGCAAGUCCCACGUGGCGCGGGACGACGUGCGCGUGGCCGUCAUGCAGUUCAGCGACGUGCAGCAGCUCACGUUCCCCCUGAACCGCUUCUACACCAAGAACGACAUCCUGGUGGCCGUGGACGGCAUGCAGCAGAUCGGCAAGGGCACGCUAACGGGUCAGGCGCUCGCCGGCGUCUCGCAGUUCUUCGACUACUCCAGGGGGGGCCGACCCGGCCUCCCACAGAGGCUGAUCGUCAUCACCGACGGAGAGUCCCAGGACGCCGUCCGGGGGCCGGCCGAGGCUCUGCGGGCACGAGGGGUGGAGAUCCACGCCAUCGGCGUCGCCUACGCCAACAACAACCAGCUGCGCGAGAUCGCCGGCUCGCCGGACCGCGUCCACUUCGAGAGGCAGUUCAGCGACCUGAGCGAGCUGGAGAACCAGAUCGCGCUGGCGCUGUGCGAGACAGAUUGUAAGAAAACAGAGAAAGCCGACAUCAUCUUCCUGGUGGACGGCUCCACGAGCAUCACGCUGCCCAAGUUCGCCAGCAUGCAGAAGUUCAUGCAGUCCGUGGUGAACCAAACCACCGUGGGCAAAGACCUGACGCGCUUCGGCGUCAUCCUGUACUCCACCGAGCCCAAGUCCAGCUUCACUCUGAAGCAGUACGGCACCAAACCGGACAUUCUGAAGGCCAUAUCGGCCCUGCGGUCGCCGUACGGAGACACCUACACCGGCAAAGCUCUCAAAUACUCCCUACAGUACUUUAACGCCCAGAACGGAGGUCGGGCGGAGCAGAAGGUUCCUCAGAUCCUCAUGGUGGUGACGGACGGAGACGCCACCGACCGGAACAACCUGGUGGCGCCGUCUCUGGCUCUGAGAGACAAAGGAGUGGCCGUCCUGAGCAUCGGCGUGGAAGGAGCCAACGUGACGCAGCUGGAGAUCAUGGCCGGCUACGACAAGUCCAGAGUUUUCUACGUGAACGACUUCGACGCCCUGGAGAAUCUCUACAGGAACAUUUCUAAGGUGCUCUGUAACACCACCAAGCCAGUCUGCAGGAAGCAGAAGGCCGACCUGGUCUUCCUCGUGGACCAGUCCGGCAGCAUCAACACCACCGACUACUCCAUCAUGAAGAGGUUCCUCACCGACCUGGUGCGCAGCUUCAACGUCACCAGGGACCUGGUGCGAGUCGGACUCGCCCAGUUCAACGAAGGCUUCCAGCACGAGUUCUACCUCCUGGACUUCGAGUCGGAGGACAAGGUGGCCCAGAAAAUCCUGUCCAUGAGGCAGCAGGGCGGAGGAACCCACAUCGGCGCCGCCCUGGACUCCAUCAAGGAUUACUUUGAAGCCUCACGCGGCGGCCGGCGGGACGCCAAGGUCUCCCAGAACCUGGUGCUGAUCACCGACGGAGACUCGCAGGACGACGUGGAGGAUCCGGCCGACCGGCUCCGCGCUCUGGGCAUCGACAUGUUCGCCAUCGGCGUGGGAGACGUGCACGACCUGCAGCUGCUGCAGAUUACCCACGAUCCCCAGCGGCUGUUCACCGUCGACAACUUCGGCAGCCUGGACCGGAUCAAGCAGAAGGUGGUCGACACCAUCUGCGACACCGAAGAGCAAAACCCUCCUGGAGACUGCAGCGUGGACAUCGCCCUGGGCUUCGACGUGUCGGUGCGGCGGGGGGAUCUGGGCGAGCAGCUGAUCAGCGGCCACCCCAAGCUGCAGGCCUUCCUGCCGGAGGUGGCCCGGUAUCUGUCCUCGGUGUCGGGCCUGUGCUGCUUCUCCGGGCCCGUCGAGACCAAACUGGCCUACCGGGUGGUGGCGGCCGACGGCCGGCUGCUCUACGACACCGACUUCGCCGCCUACGGCAGCGACGUGGUCACAAAGGUCAUGACCCUGAACCUGGCCCAGCCCACGCGCUUCAACGCCGCCAUGCUGCGAUCCUUCGCCGACAAGUUCAGGACGGAGUCGCAGGCCGGAGUCAAGGUGCUGGUGAUCUUCUCAGACGGACUGGACGAGGACGUGAUAAAGCUGGAGUACGAGACGGAGCAGCUGCGCCGGGCUGGCAUCAGCGCCCUGCUCACCGUGGCCCUGGAGCAAACCAGCAACCCGGCCCAGCUGCAGAGGCUGGAGUUCGGCCGAGGGUUCGACUACCGGCUGCCCCUGAGCAUCAGCAUGCCGAGCAUCGGCAGCGCCGUCUACAAGCAGAUCGACGCCGUGACGGACCGGGUUUGCUGCAACGUCAUGUGCAAGUGUUCGGGCCAGGAGGGCAUGCGGGGGGGCCGGGGGGGCCCGGGGUCAAAGGGCGUCCCCGGACAGAAGGGCCACCCCGGCUUCCCGGGCGAGGAGGGCAUCGCGGGCGACAGGGGCGGUCCCGGUCCCAGCGGGCCGGCCGGCCUGCAGGGUUGCCCCGGGCUACGGGGCCAGAAGGGCUUCCGCGGUCUCCGUGGUGACAGGGGCGAGCACGGAGAGGAUGGGCUGGACGGGGUCGACGGAGAACAGGGAGCGACGGGCCGAAACGGAUCUCAAGGAGAACUGGGACACCCAGGAAACCCGGGAAUCCCAGGUAUCGCCGGGCUGCCGGGGACGGAAGGACAGCGAGGACUGAGAGGAGAUCCGGGGGAGUCCGGCUUUGACAACACCCGCCCAGGACCCAAGGGCGACCCGGGAAACCCCGGUUUACCGGGUCCACCAGGAACAGACGGGCGUCCAGGGGAGAACGGCAUCGUGGGAAACCAGGGUCCGGAUGGAAGAAGAGGCCCCUCAGCUGAGAAGGGCCCGGAUGGACAACCCGGGUCCCCGGGACCCCUAGGGACCCCUGGAGCUGCCGGUCCACAGGGAACCAGAGGAGUCCGGGGCCAACCGGGCCAGAGAGGGAUCCCGGGCCUGCCCGGACCCCAGGGCGGACCAGGAACCGCUGGAAACCCCGGAUCAUCCGGGCGGCGCGGUGGAACCGGACAGAAGGGCCAGCCCGGAGACCCCGGGGACAAGGGGGUCCGAGGACCACGAGGACCCCGAGGAAUGCCGGGGGAAGACGGACGGGACGGUUACGGACCCGCGGGAACCAAGGGGGCGAAGGGAGAUCCUGGUUUCCCCGGUUACCCCGGUCUUCAGGGCGAGGACGGCCAGCAGGGACGCAAAGGACAACCGGGAAAAAACGGGAACCGCGGUCGCAGGGGAAACUCGGGUCUGCCGGGCGAACAGGGGACGGGCGGAGAUCCGGGACACGAUGGACACCCGGGCCAACGAGGACCUCCUGGAGUCAGAGACAUGACGGAGUGUCAGCUGGUUUCCUACAUCAGGAAAAACUGCGCUUGUUCCUUCGAACACUCGGGCUGCCCCGCCUACCCCACCGAGCUGGUGUUGGGCCUGGACAUGUCUGACGACGUGACCCCGGCCGGGUUCGAGCGGCAGCGCGCGGCCCUGCUGGCGCUGCUGGAGGACAUCACGGUGGCCGAGAGCAACUGCCCCACCGGGGCCCGCGUGGCCGUGGUGGGCUACAACGGCCACACCAAGCACCUGAUCCGCUUCCACGACUACCGCCGCAAGGCCCAGCUGGCCGACGCCGUCCGGAACAUCGCCCUGGAGAGGACGUCCAGCCGCCGGCACCUCGGCGCCGCCAUGCGCUUCGUCGGACACAACGUCUUCAAGCGGGUCCGGGCCGGGGUCAUGAUGAGGAAGGUGGCCGUGUUCUUCACCAGCGGGCCGGCUCAGGACGUCAACGAGAUCUACACGGCCGUCAUGGAGUACCGGGCCCUCAACAUCAUCCCGGCGGUUAUCUCCCUGAGGAACGUCCAGGAGAUCAGGAGAGCCUUUGAGAUGGACGACUCGGGUAACUCCAUCUUCAGCGUGUUGGGGAGGCAGCAGGACCUGAUCACCGACCUGAAGAGGGUCAAGAACUGUGCAAUCUGUUACGACCCCUGCUCGCGCCCGGAGGAGUGCUCCUUCAUCCAGAAGGUGGAGCAGCCCCAGCAGGUGGACCUGGACCUGGUCCUGGUCCUGGACGGGUCCAGGGAGGUCCAGGCGGACGAGUACGCCGGCACGCAGCAGCUGCUGGGGUCGGUGGUGGAGCGGCUGGCCGUCGGCCCCUUGAGUAGCCGGCCGGGGAACCGGGCCCGGGUGGCGGCGGUCCAGCAGGGCUCCGGCCAGACCACCAAGCUGGAGUUCAACCUGCAGCGGUACCAGAGGCAGGAGCAGGUGAGGGAGCACCUGCUGGGGAACACGCGGCAGCAGGGCGGCGCCGCGGCGCUGGGCCGGACGCUGGACUUCGCCCUGAAGGAGGUGCUGCUGAAGGCCGGCGGGCCGCCGCGCCGCAGGAAGGCGAUGCUGGCCGUGGUGGGCGCCGAGACGGCCUACGGGGACCGGGCCCGGCUGCGCUACGUCUCCCAGAAGGCCAAGUGCGACGGCGUGGCCAUGUUCGUGGUGACGGUGGGCGACCGCUACAACCGGACGCAGGUGGAGGAGCUGGCCAGUCCGCCGGUGCAGCAGCACCUGGUGCACCUGGGCCGGCUGAGGCCGGAGGAGCAGGGCUACGCCCGCCGCUUCUUCAGGGUCUUCCUCUCCACCAUGCAGAGUGGAGUCAACUCGUACCCUCCGGCGUCCUCCAGACGGACCUGCGACCAGCUGAGACCCCCGAACGGAGGACAGGUGUUCGUCACCGGGCAGGGACAGGUGGACAUAGACGACUUCAGGGAGGAGGAAGUGGCGGAGGAAGAAGAGGAAAGGUUUGAGGAGCAGUCGAGGGGACAGACGCAGACGGGACAGCUGGACGUCAUCGAGACGCUGAUCCGGGGAGACAUCGGGACCCAGAUCGCCACCGUGGAGUUUGAGGACGCUCUGGAGACUCCUCAGGUGGUCGUAGACCCUGAGGUCGAAGUCGACGUCUCUGACGUCUCUGACGUGUCCGAUGUCUCCGACGUCUCCGCCGCGGCGGCCUCCCCCUCUGGUCCCACCGGGUCGCUGCAGGAAGGCCAGGCCGCCUUCGUCUCCAGAGACGUGUGCCAGCUGAGCGAGGACUCGGGCGACUGCCAGGAUUACAUCAUGAAGUGGUACUUCGACGGCGAGCAGAACGACUGCGUCCGCUUCUGGUACGGCGGCUGCGGCGGCAACCUGAACCGCUUCGACACGCAGGAGGACUGCGAGAACCUGUGCCUGGUGGAGGCACGAUGAGCAGGACGGCGGGGGAACGGCCCAGGAAAAACACGGGUCUUCAAGGAGAACCGGCGUUCUCCUUGGACACGCAUGUUUGAGUCCCACAACGGUCCGCGCCGCGGACGCUACUAGACCCUACAUCUUCUAUCUUCUUCUUUUAAUACCAAACAUGUCAGCGUGUGCAGCUGCUGACGACACGAUCCGGACCCUGGCGGGUUCUGGUCGGACUGCAGCUUAGAGCCGUUUCUGGUUUAAACCCCAUCAGAUGAUCAUUGGUCAAUAAUCAGAACUGAUCUGUGAAUGUGAAGUUUACACGUAGCAGAACUAGAUCACCACAGGUCCCAGAACUGUCACUUGUAAAUGUUUGCAAAGGUAAAUACGAUGAACGAUGAAUGCUACCGAACAAUCGCCGACGUAAACUUGCAAAUUUGUGAGAAUUCAGGACUUUACAAACGUCCAAACACAACAACUAAAACAAAGAUGAAGGAGAAUUCGGGGCUUAAUGAACAAAAUUCCUUAACUUUGGCUUCUCCGGACUACAAAUUUGUAAGGAAACAUUCACAAACUUAUAAUAAUUAUAAAUGGCGGAGGCCAUGAGUGCGAGGGCCCGAUCAACGCUGCUCGCAGCUUUAAUUAUUAUUAUUAUUGUUCUUCCGCUAAAUUAAUUGCUGUUUUGGAGGCCUUUACAUCCUCGAAAACUCACCAAAUUUUGCACACACUUCAAGUGUCGCACAAUAACAAUAAUGACAAAGAUGAGGACGAAUUCGGGGCUUAAUGAACAAAAUUCCUUAACUUCGGCUUCUCUGGACUCACAAAUUUGCAAGGAAACAUUCACAAAUGGCGAUUAACGAGAAUAAAUGAGCCGUUUCGUGAGUUCGUCAAGUAUUUUCCUGCAAACUCAAGUUCUGACCCAAAGCCAGAAACGGCGCUGCAGCUGCAGAUGUUUCCAGCUGUGCAGCUGAAAAGCUGCCACCAUCACCUGCGUUUCCACUUCAAUCCGUCACAAACCUCUCCGGAGGUUCACGCACCGCCGUUGCAACGGUUCAGGAGCAGGCGGGGGGUCGGGUUCUGGUUGUGAGCGGCACCGACCCGAGCGACAGUCCGGACCCACUGCAGCCCGGACUUUCAGCACCGGGUCUCAUCUGCACCGGACAGGAACGAUGACAACAAUCGGACGAUAAUUGGACAGUAAUCAAGGACAAUAAUGGGCCGGUAAUUGAACAGUGGCAGCAAGUUUCCCUGCAGGUCACCCAGCCCUCAAGGGUUGCCGGUUCGACACCGUCCCAGGAGCAAAGCAGCAGGUUGGUUAAAAGGAAAAAAAAAAAAACAGGCGACGUAAAGAAAACUGUCCGGUGUAAAUCUGUUUUUCGGUGCAACGGCGCCCUCUGCUGCCGCCAGGACCCACUUCUGUUCAACGCUCAGUAAAACCCCCCACCUCCUUCACUCCCACCGGGACAAAUGUCUUGUUUUUGCAGUAUUUCAGGGUUUAUUUUUGUCAACUUGUGGUGCUUUUUGCUGUACAAAGUUAGUAUGUGAAUAAAAAACCGUGUGAACGGAACCAGACUGAAGCGGUCGUGUCACCUGAGCCGCCGGGAUCUGGGCGGCUUCGAGGACGAAGUCCAGCAAGACGACGAUGCGAGAAUUAAAGUUUAUGACCAAUGAAGUUUGUACAGCUUAGAAAUAAAAGUAUUUUACUCAUAAA